AUGCCGCUGAAUAUGGAGCAAGAACGCAAGCAGAAGAGAAUAACAGAGCUUAUAAAAGCUCUCCCCGUAGACCGCAAAAAGCUGGAAGAUCUGCUGCUAAAUAACUCUCUGGAAGACAUAGAAGUAAAGAUAUAUGGGAGCAAAAUAGGGAAAGUUGAAAAAGCCAUAAAAAAGGCCAUCAGACACAUCGGGAUAAAGCCGAAAAUCAAGAACUCAGAGGACAGAAGACAUGUGAUAGUCAAGCUGAACAAACACAUGAAGUUUAUAAUACUCGAUAUAGAGGCCUAG
Nematocida minor is the source of this 288-nucleotide messenger RNA. RefSeq lists its product as uncharacterized. The transcript has a single exon. The record is from RefSeq and is a predicted model, not a curated record. Lineage: Eukaryota; Fungi; Microsporidia. The coding region runs from base 1 to 288 and encodes 95 amino acids.